AGUGUAUCGUAUAAUUAGAAGGAUUGUGCCGAGAUGGAAAAAGAGACAAAUGGUGGCACUAACUCAGCAAAUGGUAAAGACAAACUUUUGAACGGAAAAGGUCCAGAGGAAAGUAAUAAUGAACUGGAACUGGGUGGAAGUCAAGAGUCUGUGCGUCUCAAACGAGAGGUCACGCUCUUGGGAGGAAUUUCAGUCAUUGUGGGUUCAAUGAUUGGGAGUGGAAUAUUCAUAUCACCGGUCGGAGUUCUGAAAAAUGUUGGGUCGGUUGGUGCAAGUUUGAUAGUAUGGUUGUGUUGCGGACUUGUAGCUACAUGUGGUUCGCUGACAUAUGCAGAACUAGGGACAAUGAUACCGAAGUCAGGUGCUGAGUAUCCAUAUUUGCUCGAAGCAUUCGGCCCAAUUCCUGCAUUUUUGUUUGUGUGGACCUCAUCAAUAGUGUUAAAACCGUCUGCGGUCGGAAUCAUCGGAUUAGUUUUCGGGGAAUACCUCAUCCGACCGUUCUUUCCGAAUUGUGAUGAAAUACCAACAUUGGCAAUCAAACUUGCCAGCGCGUGUUGCAUUUGUUUGGUUACCUUCAUCAACUGCUACAGUAUGAAAGUAGCGCAGGGAAUGCAGAUUGUUUUCACGAUAGCAAAAAUUGGAGCUUUGGGUGUGAUUAUUGUAGCUGGAGCGGUGGCUCUCGGAUUGGGGUACACAGACAACAUGGAGACAGCGUUCUCGAGCGAGAUGAAAUUUUCAACAAUAGGGACUGCUUUUUAUCAAGGAUUAUGGGCGUUUGAUGGGUGGAACCAGUUGAAUUACAUAACGGAAGAGCUUCAGAACCCUUAUGUAAAUCUUCCUCGUGCUAUUAUGAUUGGAAUCCCUUUUGUUACUGGAAUUUAUCUUCUGACGAACAUUGCGUAUUGUUCAGCGUUGACAAUGGUUGAACUCUUGGGUUCAAGGGCAGUUGCGGUGACGUUUGGCAUAAAAAUGCUCGGAGUUAUGUCAUGGGUAAUUCCGCUUGGUGUCGCUAUAUCAACAUUCGGCGGAGUAAAUGGAUACACGAUAACUGGACCCAGAAUUAUAUACAGCGCCGCAAGGAACGGACAUACUCCAGAUAUUUUGGCAAUGGUCAACGUGAAGCGAAUUACUCCAGUACCAGCAAUUUUAUUUAAUUCUUUGAUCGCCAUCUUGGUUACCAUUCCUAAUGACUUCGAUUCUCUCGUGAAUUAUUUUUCGUUUGCAAUGUGGCUUUUCCAUGGAAGUUCUGCUGUUGCUUUACUCUACAUGAGAUGGAAGAUGCCAGAUCGCGCUCGCCCUUACAAAGUUCCUGUUUUCGUCCCAAUACUUGUUGUAAUUUUUGCAACUUUUCUGGUUUUUUAUCCUAUCGUAUCGAAUCCUGCCUGGGAAUAUUUCUACGCAGCUUUGUUCAUUGUCAGUGGACUAAUAUUCUAUUUUCCAUUUAUUUACUAUAAAGUAAAAGUACCUUGUUCAGCGUACGUUACGCGAUUUCUCCAGAAGAUACUGAUGGUUGUCCCUUCAGCCGAAACCUCAAAAAUUUCGUAAAAGAAUAUUUCAACUAAUACAUAUUCACAUAAUACAAUAUUGCAUACCUAACUGAAGCGUUUCGUAUAAUGAAAAAUUGCAAUUACGAUUGUAAACUAUGCUUAUUUUUGGAAAAAUAGAUUUCCUCCACUUAGAGCAGACACUGUGCCAUGUGCUGCGUUCUGAACUCUUUUGAAGAAGUUCGUUUUAAGCCUAAAUUUUUUCUACAUAUGUGUGUUGCAUCUCAUUCUGAAGCCUCAUAUUUUUACCACAUAAAUACCGCCAUCGAGUGUAUAAAAGUACCAGUAAAAAAUAUUAUUCUCGGUGCUGUUUAUUUUUUCUAGGCUAAGUGUAUCGAAUACUUUUAAGUUUUCAGUUAUGCCUGGUUCAAAUCGGGUACGCAUGGAAUUUAUUUUUUGACCUACAUAUGUCUAGGUAAUUUUUCCCCGUUAUAUCUGUAAAGCACUCGCAAUUAGCGGAUAUGCAGAUUCAUUGGAAUCCAAUGGUAACUGCAAUGUCCUAAUCACUUUUAUGCAUAUUGCUAUUGUAGGAUAUUUGCUUAGCUUGCCUGCUAGUCACUGUUUGCUUGCUAUUUAUGUCGGUGGAUUCGUACACCUAAAAUUGUGUCACAGUCAUGCAUAAAGUGAAUGUCCAAGAGGAACCAAAAUCCUGCUGAACUACGUGCGUAAUUGCUGGAAUACGCCUGCCGCCAGUCCAAGGCGGGCGUAAUUAUCAUCAUGGAGUUGUGUUUUCAGAAAUGAUUCAAAACAAUACUGGUCAACUGAAGCAAGACCGGAUUUGUACCAUAUGUCACAAUAAAGAAGCGAUUGUACUUUUAUCUUGCUGUUUUAAAUAUAUUCGAUGUUGGUGA
Molecule: messenger RNA, 2395 nt
Organism: Styela clava
Lineage: Eukaryota; Metazoa; Chordata; Ascidiacea; Stolidobranchia; Styelidae
Product: b(0,+)-type amino acid transporter 1-like
Biological process (GO): amino acid transmembrane transport
Cellular component (GO): membrane
Molecular function (GO): L-amino acid transmembrane transporter activity
Source: RefSeq, a predicted model, not a curated record